Messenger RNA from Bufo bufo (common toad), 2512 nucleotides. RefSeq names its product synaptotagmin 16 (gene SYT16). The transcript has 8 exons. The record is from RefSeq and is a predicted model, not a curated record. Bases 377 to 2281 code for a protein of 634 amino acids. Lineage: Eukaryota; Metazoa; Chordata; Amphibia; Anura; Bufonidae.
GCCAAAUCUCUGCUUCUUACACAGGAAGGAAGGGAAAUGGGUGUAAGAGACGACUGCUGGGCUCAGUGCGAAACAUAAGCCAUGAAGUGACCUAGGAAACGCUUAGUCCUCAUACCCGGCCGUGUCUUUUGCGGUCACUCCGGAGGCCAUUGGUUUUCUGUCUGCAGUAGGUGUAUUCAUUGUUCUCCUGGCAAUUCUUUUCCUCCUUAUAAAUAAGAAGUUGUGCUUUGAAAAAAUUGGGGACUUCCCAUGUUUGGACCAACGUAGGAGGAAAAAACGGCCUAAAGAAAAAUCUGGAGUUCUGCAAGGACUUGCUCACAGACUUAAAAUUGUGGAGAUCAAGCAAAUUUGAAUACCCGAUGAGCAAAUUCUGGUCAUGGUUUUAGACAUGGCCGGCCAGAAUUUCUUCCAGCCGGUUUCUUCUUGGUUUUCUCGCAUGUGUGAAGCAGUUCACAUUACUGGAGGCAGCGCAUCUGACCCACCCGCAAGUCUAAUUAAAACAGACUCAAGAACUGUCAGUGACCAAAGCUCAGAACUAAAUGAAUAUGAUCACAACCUUGAAGACUUUCCAGAAGAAGAAUACGAAGAAGAAAAAGAAGGAUUUUUGUAUGAGAACCCACCACUAGUUCAUACGUCAGAUGCAGAGUCCUGGACAUCUGAAGAGGAGGAAACCAUCAACCUGGAACAGCAGCGUCAUCCCAGCCCAGAAUUAAUGACAGCAUCUGGAGACACGCCACGUUUUGAGAUGUCCAAGCCAACCCCUAAAUUCCAAAUGGAGGACAACCUCUUGGUAGAAUCACUCUCCUCAAUCCCAGAAGAUGAAGAAUAUAUAAAUGAUCAAAUAAAAACUCUUUUGUCGGACCUUGAAACACCAACUUUUAGUUCUGUAGGAACUUUUAAUGUGAACAGUUAUGGGGAAGAUGAGGAACUUACUACGUCUUCAGACAGUGAUGAAGAAGUGUUUAAGCAGUUUCAGAUAUCAGUGUCUCGCUCUCAGAGCUUUCGCUCCAUGGUGUCUGAAAAGGCAACCCAGGCCGGCUCAGAGGGCAAGCAAAAGUUCAGCUGCUUGCUAUCAAACCACGAGGAGCUGAGCACGGAGGCCUCUGAAUGUGAAGAUUUGGAUAUUCUUAGUUGCCAGUCCUACAAUGAAGAGGACCAUAUAUCCAUACACUCCACCCCAGCGUCAGUGGCUGGUAGGAGCCAGAGCGCUGCCAGACAAGAGGCUGCCUCCGUCUCUAGUCACCAGGUGACAGAGGGAAGUCUGGAGAUGGAGACCGCCUUCAGCAACAAUGGCUACGAAGAAGAUAACGCCACGGAUAACUCAUCGGGUUGGAGUCAGGAGGAACAAAUGGACAACCUUGCUUCUCCCGCCAUCCAUGAGCCGAUUUCCAAAUGUGGAGACCUAGAUAUUGUGCUUCAUUACAAAGCUGCCAGUCAAAAGUUGACCGUCACCAUUGUGGAAGCCAAAGAUCUCCCAGAUAAGGAUCGUAGUGGAGCGAACUCUUGGCAAGUCCAUGUUGUGUUACUUCCAAGCAAAAGGCAAAGAGGGAAGAGCGCUAUCCAAAAAGGCCCCCAGCCCGUCUUUAAUGAGACCUUUACGUUCAACAAACUGGAGCCCAAGGAAAUGGCGAACAAUGCCCUUCGCAUCCGCCUGUACGCUGUACGCAAGAGGAUCCGUGAAAAAAUGAUGGGUGAAAAGUUGUUUUCCUUAAAAAAGGUUAAACCAGAUGAGGAAAUCAGAAAGACACUGGUUUUAGAACCAAGGAGCAAUUUAAGUAGUGGUGACUCCCAGCACAGUUUUUCAGCCAUGUCUCGCAGUGACAGUGUCUCCUCCUGCCAUUCCUUGUCACACGGCGGCGUGCCUGAGCUGUUUGUAGGGCUGUCAUAUAAUGCCACAACAGGGCGGCUUUCUGUACAGAUGAUCAAAGGAAGUCAUUUUCGCAACCUCGCUAUCAACAGACCGCCUGAUACCUAUGGAAAACUCUCCCUGUUAAAUGCCAUUGGCCACGAACUAUCGCGUUGUAAAACGUCCGUACGAAGAGGCCAACCAAACCCAGUCUACAAAGAAACCUUCAUUUUUCAAGUGGCUUUAUUUCAGCUUACUGACGUCACGCUGAUGAUUUCCAUAUAUAACAGACGCACCAUGAAAAGAAAGGAGAUGGUCGGUUGGAUUGCCUUGGGUCAGAACAGCAGUGGAGAAGAAGAGCAAAGUCACUGGUUGGAAAUGAAGGAUUCGAAGGGUCAAGAAGUGUGCCGAUGGCAUACUCUCCUCGAAGCCUAAUGAAUUGUAUAAUUAUCAGGACUCACAGAGAUAUAGAAGUAUAGGGGUACAAAACGGCAUGGGAAGAAAGUCAAAAGGCAGGAUAUCAUUUUACCAUACUAUGAUUUCUAGAAAAACAUCUCUUUGGACAAAGAAUUUGCAGGUUGCCAUAUUUCGGGGAGAACCUCUGCCAAUUAGGGAAGAGUGGAUAGAUUCAUCUCAUCAACAAGUCUUCUUCACCUGCGAGGGGCC